Messenger RNA from Amoebophrya sp. A120, 1157 nucleotides. The record is from the annotation of a GenBank genome assembly. NCBI's taxonomy places the organism in Eukaryota, Dinophyceae, Syndiniales, Amoebophryaceae.
AUGGCCUGUCCCGAGGAUUACAUUCGCAGAGACUACCGCGAGGCGCCAAAGGAGAAAUAUCCCAGGAGGUUCUACCUUUUUUUUGGUUGAGUAAUCGCAUGGAUUUUUUAAUUUGGAGAUGUAGGGUUUACUAGAGAUUAAAAGCACCUGCACCCUGACCCUUUGUUUGCGCAUGAAGAUGAUAUCAAUAAAUUGAUCUUGUAAAAAUCAGGCACGCCUUCUUUUCGCAUAUCACGAAGGAAACGUACCAAAGCACCUACCGGCAGGACAUCGGGGGCUUUUUCGACUUGGAGGCAAGUUUUGCAAAGACGCGCAAGCUGAUGGAGAAGCGGGCCGCCAAGUGGACGAACCAGGUGCAGCAUCUGAGCCAAAACGAGCUGGACAAGUUUGCGGUAAAGUACACGGGUCCCGACAAGAAGCUCAAGCAGACGCGCAGCGAGCCUCGGCUGAACUCGGAGUACCGGGACAAGAUGCGCGGCCGCCAGGCGGGGUUCCGCUAAGUGAGAUCAGUCGUGGAGGCUCUCCCUGUAAAUUUAGUUUUGUACAACUAGAACUCACAACUUCUGGUCGUGCCCUGUAUGUUCCAGGGUGCUCCUCAGUGUGUUGCUUUGUUUGAUGAGAAGAGCUGCGCUCUCUGGUGUGACAAAAAUGAACUAGAACUACAGAGCAGUACUCUUUGCUCUGGCACGACUUUGGCAAAUUUUGAGAUUAAGUGAUCAAAGAAUUGUAUAGCAGCACGGAGCUGCUUGGGUGAUCUGUAUCUCCUUUCCUGCACGCGGCCCUGUGUUACUGAUCGUCCUCCACAGCGAUUUUCAGGAGCUUGGUAGUAACGCGCAAUGGAUAGCCUCUUUGAUCAGGUUCAGGCUUAUACAGAAGAUCAAAGAAAGAAAAUAGGGAUCGGACGUGAUCUUCACUGCAGCGAUCCACUGUAUAAUUAUCGAACGAUCUAGUCACCAAUUAAAAUUAAUUUUGCAUUUGCUCAGAUCUAGUGCUUCGUAAGUUCUUGCCAGCAAAAAUAGAUCGAAAACUCACGAGCAGCGCACCAAAUUUCAGGCAAAGUAGAGUGUGAAGACGCAGAGGUACAGUAAGACAUUCAUGCUACUCACAAGUGGAAACGACAGCAAAUAGACUCUACGCAGGCGACAACUGAGAAAAAA